AUGCCACAAGACGACGAGCAAGGCUGGAUAACUGAAUCUAAUAACAACCCUGAGCAGCAGGAUAACGUUACAAGCCUAGCAGAUAGAAUUGGUGGUUUGUCUACCGAGAAGGCGGAGCAGGCGGAUCAAGGAGAGAAGGCGGAACAAGGAGACCAACCACAGCAACCACAGCAACCAAAACAAGAACUAGAAGUCUCCGUCACUCUCGCUGAUCAACAAGCUGAUCCAAAUUCUCCCUUAUACUCUGCUAGCACUUUCGAAGAGCUCGGACUCCACGAAAACCUCUUAAAAGGUAUCUACGCCAUGAAAUUUCAAAAACCAUCCAAAAUUCAAGAAAGAGCCCUUCCACUCCUCCUCCAAAAUCCACCUCGCAACAUGAUUGCACAAUCUCAAUCAGGUACGGGGAAAACUGCUGCCUUCGCUUUAGCUAUCCUAUCACGUAUAAAUUAUGAUUCCUCAAAUCCCCAAGCUGUUGUUCUCUCCCCUUCUAGAGAACUCGCCAGACAAACAAUGUCGGUUAUUCAACAAAUGGGUCAAUUCACAAACGUAAAAACUGCUUUCGCUAUAAAGGAUGCUAUCCCUAAAGGGUCUAAAGUAGACGCUCAAGUUAUUGUGGCAACCCCAGGCGCCCUCGUUGACGCUGUACGUAAAGGUCAAAUAAACGCAAAAGAAGUCAAGGUUUUUGUCUUGGAUGAGGCUGAUAACAUGUUAGACCAACAUUCUAUGGGUGACCAAUCCAUUAAAGCUAAAAACCUCAUCACUUCCAAACCUCAAAUUCUUCUCUUCUCCGCUACAUUCCCCGAUAUCGUUAGAAAUUUUGCUGCUAAAUUCGCACCUGCAGCUAAUGAAAUCAGACUUAAACAAGAAGAACUCUCUGUAGAAGGAAUAAAGCAAUUCUACAUGGAUUGUGAUAACUUGGAACAUAAAUUUAAAGUCUUGGUCGAAUUAUACGAGCUCAUGACUGUCGGACAGUCCAUCAUUUUCGUUCAUCGUAGAGAUACAGCUGACGAAAUCGCUCAUCGUAUGACUGCUGAAGGACACACCGUUGUCUCACUCCACGGUAAACAGGAAUCUAGCGAGAGAGAUCUAACCAUUGAUUCUUUCAGAGAUGGUAAAACUAAAGUUCUCAUCACCACAAACGUUAUUGCUAGAGGUAUCGAUAUUAGUCAAGUAAACAUGGUGAUUAAUUACGAUAUGCCAAAGACUGCGUCAGGAAAACCUGAUAGCGAGACAUAUUUACAUAGAAUUGGUAGAACUGGUAGAUUCGGUAGGAAGGGACUUGCUGUCAAUUUCAUUCAUGAUAAGGAAUCCUGGAAAGUUAUGAAUUCUAUUGAGGAAACCCUUAAGAAGGAAAUAAUCAAGGUGGAUACUUCAGACUUUGAUGCUAUGGAGGCUAUCAUGAAGAAGGAGCUUAAAGAUUAA
Wallemia ichthyophaga EXF-994 is the source of this 1422-nucleotide messenger RNA. Its product is annotated as ATP-dependent RNA helicase DBP5. Lineage: Eukaryota; Fungi; Basidiomycota; Wallemiomycetes; Wallemiales; Wallemiaceae. Gene Ontology annotation, molecular function: ATP binding; RNA helicase activity; RNA binding. Gene Ontology annotation, biological process: poly(A)+ mRNA export from nucleus. The transcript has 2 exons. Gene Ontology annotation, cellular component: nucleus; cytoplasmic stress granule. The coding region runs from base 1 to 1422 and encodes 473 amino acids. The record is from RefSeq and is a predicted model, not a curated record.